CCGCCACUUGUCGCGUUCAUUCCCGUCAUGGCUUCCGCGCUCCGGCCCCUCCGCUCCCUCAGCCGCGCCGCGCUGGAGCCCCGCGCCCGCCGCCUGCACCUCAGCGCCGCCCGGGGGGACGCCGUGGUGAUCUCGGGGAGGAAGCUGGCCCGGCAGAUCCGGCAGGAAGCGCGGCACGAGGUGCAGCAGUGGGUGGCUGCCGGCCACAGGAGGCCCCACCUGAGCGUGGUGCUGGUGGGGGAGAACCCGGCCAGCCACUCCUACGUCCUCAACAAAACCAAAGCAGCGGCUGAUGUGGGGAUCAGCAGCGAGACCAUCCUGAGGCCAGCCUCCAUCAGCGAGGAGGAGCUGCUGGAGCUGAUUGCCAAACUCAACAGUGACACGGCCGUGGACGGGCUCCUGGUGCAGCUUCCCCUGCCUGAGCACAUCGACGAGCGCCGCGUCUGCAACGCCGUGAGCCCGCACAAGGACGUGGACGGCUUCCACGUGCUCAACGUGGGCAGGAUGUGCCUGGACCAGGACUCCAUGCUGCCUGCCACGCCCUGGGGCGUCUGGGAGAUCAUCCAGAGGACAGGGAUCCCGACGCUGGGCAGGAACGUGGUGGUGGCGGGCAGGUCCAAGAACGUGGGCAUGCCCAUCGCCAUGCUGCUGCACACCGACGGCAGCCACGAGCGCCCCGGAGGUGACGCCACGGUGACGAUCUCGCACCGCUACACGCCCAAGGAGCAGCUGAAGCAGCACACCAUCCGUGCUGACAUCGUGGUGGCAGCUGCAGGCAUCCCCAACCUGAUCACGGCCGACAUGAUCAAGGAGGGCGCGGCGGUGAUCGACGUGGGCAUCACCCGCGUGCAGGACCCCGUCACGGCCCGGCCCAGGCUCGUGGGGGACGUGGACUUCGAAGGGGUGCGGAAGAAGGCGAGUUACAUCACGCCGGUGCCCGGCGGCGUGGGGCCCAUGACGGUGGCCAUGCUGAUGAAGAACACCAUCAUCGCUGCCAAGAAACUGCUGAAAGCCCAGCAGCUCGAGGCUCUGCCCGCCUGAACAGAGCCGGGCUUAGCGAGGGGCCCCCAGAGCCGGGCUUAGCGAGGGGCCCCCCAGAGCCAGGCUUAGCGAGGGGCCCCCAGAGCCGGGCUUAGCGAGGGGCCCCCCCAGAGCCAGGCUUAGCGAGGGCCCCCCCAGAGCCGGGCUUAGCGAGGAGCCCCCCAGAGCCAGGCUUAGUGAGGGGCCCCCCAGAGCCAGGCUUAGUGAGGGCCCCCCAGAGCCAGGCUUAGCGAGGGGGGUUUAACGAGGGGCCCCUCUCAGCACCGUCAUCGCUGCCAACAACUGCUGAAACCCUGCGAGCUUCAGGCUCUGCCUGCCUAAACAGGACCCUCUGAGCUGGGUUUAACAAGGAGCCCAUCAGAGCUGGGUUUAAUGAGGGCCCCUCGCAGCCAGGCCUAGCAAGGGGCCCCUCAGAGCCCGGCUUAAUGGGGGGCCCUUGGAGCUGGCCUUAACGAGGGGUCCUUCAGGCCUAAGCAGGCCCUCAGAGCCAGGCCUCAGCAGGCCCUCAGAGCCAGGCCUAAGCAGGCCCCUCAGAGCCAGGCCUAAGCACGCCAUUCCAGACCGAGUCCCGACAGGCCGGCAGGAAAUGCAAUAUUUGUUAUUUAUUGUCUUGCACGAGGGGCUUUUCCCCCUGAGGUCACAGGUAUUUAUUGGCUGAGCUGGGAUUACCCAAACUCCUGCUUUGUCUUUGAGCUGGGAUUAUCCACACUCAGCUUGUGUUUGAGCUGGGAUUACCCAGCUUUAGCUUUCUGUUUGAGCUGGGAUUAUCCCCACUCCUGCUUUGUCUUUGAGCUGGGAUUAUCCACACUCCUGCUUUGUUUAUGAACUAGGAUUAUCCAAACUCAGCUUUGUGUUUGAGCUGGGAUUAUCCACAUCCCUGCUUUGUGUUUGAGCUGGGAUUACCCAGUUUUAGCUUUGUGUUUGAGCUGGGAUUAUCCACACUCCUGCUUUGUGUUUGAGCUGGGAUUAUCCAAACUCCGGGUUUGUAUCCACACUCAGUUUGUGUUUGAGCUGGGAUUACCCAGACUCAGUUUUGUGUUUGAACUGGGAUUAUCCAGACUCAGUUUUGUGUUUGAGCUGGGACUAUCCACACUCCUGCUUUGUGUUUGAGCUGGGAUUACCCAGACUCAGCUUUGUGUUUGAGCUGGGAUUACCCAGACUCAGCUUUGUGUUUGAGCUGGGAUUACCUGCCCUGCUCCCUCAGGAGCUGCUGGGAUCCUGGCUGGAUCUGUAGUUUAAACUCUUCUUUAGAGGAAUUACUUGAACAAAAAUAUUACAACUAAAGCCAUACUUUAGUCCUGGGCUGGUGUAGCCUGUUCUAGAGAGCAGCUAGGCUGGGCUUUUCUUUUUGGAUUGAUGGUGAAUUUUUAAACCUGUUCUAGGGUGCAGCUAGGCUGGGCUUUUCUUUUUGGAUUCAUGGUGAAUUUUUUUAAAACCUGUUCUAGGGUGCAGCUAGGCUGGGCUUUUCUUUUUGGAUUGAUGGUGAAUUUUUAAACCUGUUCUAGGGUGCAGCUAGGCUGGGCUUUUCUUUUUGGAUUGAUGGUGAAUUUUUAAACCUGUUCUAGAGAGCAGCUAGGCUGGGCUUUUCUUUUUGGAUUCAUGGUGAAUUUUUAAACCUGUUCUAGGGUGCAGCUAGGCUGGGCUUUUCUUGCUUUUGGGCUGGUGGUGAGUUGUUUCUGUGCCCAAAGAGCAGCACAGGCUGGCAAAAUAAAGUGUGAGAAGACCAAAAAA
Messenger RNA from Onychostruthus taczanowskii (white-rumped snowfinch), 2772 nucleotides. RefSeq names its product methylenetetrahydrofolate dehydrogenase (NADP+ dependent) 2, methenyltetrahydrofolate cyclohydrolase (gene MTHFD2). The transcript has 8 exons. Gene Ontology annotation, cellular component: mitochondrion. Gene Ontology annotation, molecular function: methenyltetrahydrofolate cyclohydrolase activity; methylenetetrahydrofolate dehydrogenase (NADP+) activity; methylenetetrahydrofolate dehydrogenase (NAD+) activity. Bases 28 to 1041 code for a protein of 337 amino acids. Lineage: Eukaryota; Metazoa; Chordata; Aves; Passeriformes; Passeridae. The record is from RefSeq and is a predicted model, not a curated record. Gene Ontology annotation, biological process: tetrahydrofolate interconversion.